AAACAGUUCGUCUUACCUUCAGUUACAACCUGUGAAUCGUCGAGACCGAUUCUUCGAACGGUUUUAUCGUCGCGAACCAUGUUUUCGUCGUAAAAUCACGAAUACGUACGCGAAAAAAAGGUUCGUUUUUUCGGUUCUUUUUUUUUUCUCUUUCGGAGUGAAAAGUUGUAAUUUUUAAGAGAAUUUUUACGAUUAGUUUGGUGAUGUUUUUUGGUACGUGAUGAUCAUGAUGGAGUAGUCUUCGAUCGAUGUAACGAUUUGAUCGAGUUCAUAGCUGGAAAUUUUUUAUCAAUGACAGGAAUGAUUCACCAUCGGUUGUAUUGACUCCCCGAGUGGCUGAGUCAACCAGGUGACAAAUCAGGAGGUGCUUCAUCAGCCUCGGUGUAUAGAGGGAAAUAAUAAGUGAGAGAAAGAGUCUUACAUUAGUAACAGAUAGCUCGUAAAAAUGGAUUCAACAACGAGCACGCUGUCUACCAUCCUCGAUAUCGAUUCCUUAUUCGGUACGUGGACCAAAGGAGUUGUAAGAUGAAAGCUCGUACUCGUAAUUCGCAGUAAAGUGGUAGAUUUCAUCAUCGGGCCCUCGGCUGUCGGCGUACUCGACAGCACCAUCAUCAUCAGCUCGCCAGCGCCAUCGCCAUCGCCACCGACGACAGCAACGACGACGACGACGACGACGGUGUGUAUGUAGAGUAUGCAAAAAUUUAAACACACGUUUAAACGAUCUAAAACGCCGACUGGUGCCGAGAUGAAGAUUCAAAGUAGCCUGGAGGUGCCGAAGCAAAUUCGAUCGGCUUCGUUCGACGAGAUGAAGUUGGGAUCGCAUCGAACCCUGUACGAGCAGUCGUCCGUUGACUCGGGGACGGCCGGAGGUGGUCUGCUGCAAGUACCUCUGGCCGUGUCCGCCAGUCAACGCUCUAAGAGCUUCGACUCGUCCGGAACGGGUGGCACGACGCCGCCGGAUGACACUCGUAUGUUCCUGGAAGUGCCAUCGCGUCAGCUUACACCGCGUCGUAAAGCAUCGAGUGAGAAAUCACCGGUGUUCUGCGUGCAUUGUAUGUAUCUUGAGGAGUUGAAUAAAUCCGGUAGCAGGCAGUCGUCCGGCGAAGACGGGCCGAGUAGUUCGAGAUCGUUGACUUAUAGCGAUACGUCGACCAGCGAUGAUUUCGAUAGCGAGAACGAGUACGCAGACGAAGAGAACAGCACCGACGCUAGCGAAUGCGUAUCUCCGGCCACGUCUCAGUUCCGUAUCACGGUCACCUUGUCGCCGAACACGACGCCCCCUAUGCCACCCUCGACGCUGGAUAUACCGAAAUUCGGCGACGACGAAGAGAUCCCGCAGACAACCAGUCGGCGCAGAUCGAUCACGUCGCCGAAGCUAGAACGUCAGGAAGCCUUCAUCUUCAACGAAUCGGGCGAGAAUUUGCUAGAUAGCAUGGAUUCGAUGGCCGCAGCCACCGCAUCCGCUGCUAGCAUACCUUCGCCGACGACCAAAUCGGAAGACGUGGUCGUCAGCGAGUUCUUCCUUCAGGUGCCGGAUCUGAAACGAGAUCGAGCCGUCAGCGUAGACUCGUGUUUCAUCAGCAAGAGCUCGCAUUCGGGUAAACCGGAAGAAGUGGUACCUGUACCGGCGUCCCAGCUUCUCGAACCACCUAGUUUAACUGUGAAUAACGCGGCUAGAUCUCGCUCCGUUGAUAUAGUAUUGCCUACCCAUGAGCAAGCCAGGUACAAAGCUCUAUCUACCAGUAAUACUAUAUCGCCGGCGCCUAGGUUUCAAGAUGCCACCGCACCGUCUACCGUUCCUACUGCUGCUACCUCAGGACGAGGAACACAUCCUGAUACAAUCGGCGAAACUGUUACCAGAUCCAUUAGAUCAACUCCAGACUGGACCGAUCAAGCUGUGAAUGGAGAGCAUCUUUGGGUUCCUACCUCCGUUUCGGGGGAUUUUUGUUAUGCCGGCGAGCAAGAUUGUAUGAAACACGGAAGUCGUUACCGAUGCUCGUCGUGUAAAAUAGUAGCUCACCAGAAUUGCGUACCAAUCAUAAUGGAAAGGACGAGAUUCACGUGCAAACCGAGUUUUCGAGACGUUGGCAUUAGGCAAUACAGAGAGCACACGUGUAUACAUCACCAUUGGGCACAUCGCAGAUCUCAAAAAGGAAAAUGCAAACAAUGUGGAAAGUCCUUCCAGUCCAAAUUGUCUUUCAGUUCAAAGGAAAUAGUGGCUAUAAGCUGUUCAUGGUGCAAAGACGCUUAUCACAAUAAGGAUUCUUGCUUCAAUAUGAAUAAAUUAGAAGAAGAAUGUAAUUUAGGAAAGCAUAGCAGUAUUAUUGUACCACCAUCGUGGAUCGUCAAGUUACCGCGAAAAGGUAGUUUUAAAUCGAGUCUUAGAAAAUCACCCAAGAAGAAGCAAUCGAGUAAAAGGAAGAAUAAAGAAAAGAGCGAGAAAGAAUAUCAAAGAGCUUUCGUCAUAAAACCAAUUCCCACCGCCAACGUAACACCUGUGAUAGUUUUUAUAAAUCCUAAAUCUGGAGGUAACCAGGGAGCCAAGUUAUUGCAAAAAUUUCAAUGGCUUUUGAAUCCGAGGCAAGUUUUCGAUCUGAAUAACGGUGGCCCGAUUCUUGGGUUGGAAUUGUUUCGUAAGGUACCGAAUUUAAGAAUUUUAGCUUGCGGCGGAGAUGGCACAGUCGGAUGGAUUUUAUCGGUAUUGGAUAAAAUUCAAUUCAUACCUCCUCCACCGAUCGGUGUCUUACCACUUGGCACCGGUAACGAUUUAGCCAGAGCUUUAGGAUGGGGAGGGGGCUACACUGACGAACCGAUAUCGAAAAUUUUAUGCAAUGUAGCCGAUAGCGAGAUAACCAGACUGGAUAGAUGGGAAUUGAAAGUAGAAAAGAAUACAGAUUCUCAAGCCAGCGAAGACGGUAAAGAUAAUCUGCCUUUGAACGUGGUCAAUAAUUACUUCUCGUUCGGAGUCGAUGCUCAUAUCGCUCUGGAGUUUCACGAAGCCAGAGAAGCGAAUCCGCAAAAAUUCAAUUCAAGACUGAAAAACAAAAUGUUCUAUGGGCAAAUGGGCGGCAAAGAUUUGCUGAAAAGGAAAUGGAAAAAUUUAGCCGAAGUUGUUACCUUAGAAUGUGAUGGAAAAGAUUUAACCAAUAAGCUUAAGGAACAUAAGGUCCAUGCUGUGGUGUUUUUAAACAUUCCAAGUUACGGAGGUGGUACUCAUCCGUGGAACAGAGCUUAUAACGAACAAGCCACAGAUGACGGAUUAAUAGAAGUAGUUGGCCUUACCACUUACCAAUUACCCCUCUUACAAGCCGGCGGCCAUGGAACCUGUCUAUGUCAAUGUAAGACUGCACGUAUAGUGACGAGUAAAACGAUACCGAUGCAAGUGGACGGCGAAGCUUGUAGACUUAAUCCUUCAAUUAUUACGCUUAGUUUCCUUAAUCAAGCUCAAAUGCUCACCAAAUGUAAAGGAAGUAAAGUAUACAUCGAACAAGCGCCCGAGCAAUUACAUUUACCAAUAUAUAAAAUUAGUAUGACCGAUUACGAACAACACCAUUACGAUAAAAAUCGUCUGAGAGAGACGGCUGUAUAUUUAGGUGAUAUUAAAGCGACAGCUGCUACAGAUUUAGAACAAGUACGAUCGAUAGUGAACAAAAUGCUAAUAGAGGAGAAAAAUGCCGAAUCGGAUGCUGCAACCAGGCUAUCUUCAGAUUGGUGUUUCGUCGACUCUUGCACAGCUGAGAGAUUUUUUCGAAUCGACCGAGCUCAAGAGCAUCUACAUUAUUUGACGGAUAUCGCUCACGAGACGUUAUUUGUACUCAAUAUGUUGGCUCAAACUCCAGAUGAAGAUGGACCUUUCCCUACCCUUGGACAAUCGCCGGAACUCAGCCCCAGCGAAGAAACAUCUAAAGAAUCCUCUUUGGAUAAUAGUAUGCAUCAAGAGCACGCUUGCGUGGAUAAAGUAGAUCAGGCCCCAGAUGUAUACAGCGUCAUAUCGAACACCUCUAGUACUGGUACAACGGAAAGCGUGCCUAGCGAACCCAGCGAAAGAACCAGUGAAAGGGUGAUCCAAGCUGCUAAAAUGGGUGAUUUGAAAACAAUGAAAGAAUUACAUUGUAAUGCGGGAUACUCGUUAGAAGGUGUGGACGAACUGGGUCAAACUUGUUUACAUCACGCUGCCGCAUUAGGUCAUCGUGACAUGGUCAAGUUCAUUUUGAACUGCGCUCAUCCUUCAUUAAUUAAUAAGAAAGAUAUCAGAAAGCAAACCGCUCUACACAAAGCAGCUGCAGUAGGCGAGAGAAAAAUAUGCGGAAUGCUGGUGGCAGCCGGCGCGUCAAUUAGAUCUCCAGAUGCCGAUGGCCAGACUCCUAAGAUGCUUGCGUCCAAAUUCAGAGAUCUCGAUUUAGCGGCGUAUUUUGAAUGAAUUCCGCUCACUUUGCUUCAGUCAAACGUUACUCUGCGGCUCUGUAUCAGAUGAACAACUGAGAAAUAACCUAAACAAAUGUAAUGAUAAUCUACGAAUUGUGUUUUCUACAGCCCAAGAACACUUCCAGAUCGUUUCGAAAGACGUGGAAACGAACGUUUAGAAUAAUUCAUUACACCAUUAUACUACAAACGAGUACAUAAUACAUCGAUCAAAUGUCUUCAACUUGGAGGAUAAGUAACGAGUAUUUAGCUUACAAAGGUAUCUUCGGUAGAAUAAUCCAAGUUGCUGAUUCCUGUAGCUUCUCAGCGUGUUGAUUAAAAUGCCAAUACGUACUUAGGCAAAGGAAACCGAAUCAAAUUUCCAUCAGUAUUUUACAUACACCGUGUAUUCAUAAUUAAUCAAAUUUUACCUACUUACUGUUGUACCUAUGAGAUGAAAUUUUGCCAAUUUUAAUCGUCUAUUUUACUUAGUAAAUGAAUUUACUUACCUACCGUUUAUUUAACUUUUUUUUUUUAGUAUUGUAAUACUUUUUGAAUUGUUGACUUCUUUUUUCCUUUUCUUUUUUUGUUUGUACGAUAAUGUAAAAAAAAGUAAUUUUAAAUUUAUUUGGGAACACCAAGUGUAAUUUUUCUCUCGUCAUCUAUACCUACCUAUGAAUUUUACAUUCUAUGAUACUAUUCUAUAUAUGUUUUGGUUUUGUAAUGUACCUAUUUUUACUGUUAUUUUGUUUCGUUUUUUUCUUCAUUUCUUCGUUUUGUUUGAGGUUUUUACUUGUAACUUAUUGAAAUGUCACAUAUCAUUGCACCAAUUACCACUUGUUACGUUUUUUUGUUUUUGUUUUCGUUUGUUUUGUUUUAAUAUUUUGAAAAAUGCUUUAAAAUACCCUACUUUACUUUCUGCCGAGCAAAAAAAAAGCUUGUAACGCGUCUAAAAAAAUAUGUAAAAAUUGAAAACAAUCGCUUUGUAAAAUAGAACGAUUGUGUUAUGAGAGCGUUUUGGUGUUGAAUAGGAGGAAGGGGUGGAAACCUAUAAUUGGAAGUAUUUAGUUCGCCUAGAAGUACCAUUACGAGUUGCUAAAAUUGUCGCAAUUUUUCGCAGCGAUAAGUGUAUAAAUAUUUUUCUGUUUAAAAAGUAAAAUAGACAAUCAUAUUAAUUUUAUUUUUGAAGAAUUUAAUUCUUUUGUAUGGAAAUGUGUACUUACUUGUAUUGUUAAAAGUUCUCUCUUUCGUUUGUCUGUUUUGCGUUUUUUUGAUUAUUUUUUACAUUUUAGGCGUUUUUUUCUCUUGUCUGUCGUUGUUUGCGGGUCCAGUGUAGUUUCUUGUUAGCUUAUUCUGGUUUAUAACAUUUUUGUAUUGUGUAGGUACGACGUCUUGUUUUAUUUUUUACCUUUUAGCAUUCAAAAAAUUCUGUUGUUCAGUAUUUUUAGCUCACCUUAAUGUGUACUUGUACCUAUGUUUUUUUUUUUAAUGUAUACGACAUUAUAGGAUUAUAAAGCAAUAAUUACUAUUUACUAUGAACAAUGUAAUUGAGCAUGAAAUACAGAUCGUUUUAAUUUCCAAA
Molecule: messenger RNA, 5983 nt
Organism: Planococcus citri (citrus mealybug)
Lineage: Eukaryota; Metazoa; Arthropoda; Insecta; Hemiptera; Pseudococcidae
Product: eye-specific diacylglycerol kinase-like
Exons: 19
Coding region: 692-4420 (1242 amino acids)
Biological process (GO): intracellular signal transduction; diacylglycerol metabolic process; lipid phosphorylation
Molecular function (GO): protein binding; ATP-dependent diacylglycerol kinase activity
Source: RefSeq, a predicted model, not a curated record